This is a messenger RNA of Microtus ochrogaster (prairie vole), 5144 nucleotides long. It is a transcript of the gene Znrf1, whose product is annotated as zinc and ring finger 1. Gene Ontology annotation, molecular function: ubiquitin protein ligase activity. NCBI's taxonomy places the organism in Eukaryota, Metazoa, Chordata, Mammalia, Rodentia, Cricetidae. The record is from RefSeq and is a predicted model, not a curated record. Gene Ontology annotation, cellular component: membrane; cytoplasm; intracellular membrane-bounded organelle. Gene Ontology annotation, biological process: proteasome-mediated ubiquitin-dependent protein catabolic process; protein K48-linked ubiquitination.
GGCCGGCGGCGGCUGGAGCCGGAGCGCGACGCCACGCGACCGCGGCUUCCAGAGCUCCGCCUGGCUGCCCCACCGCCGCGAGCCCUCCCGAGGCCUGAAGGAGUCCGUACCGUCCUCCCCGGUCGUCGAGUCCUGAGACCGGGGACGCGCGCGGCUCCCUGAGCCUCCGCCGCUUCCUGCUGCGGGCGGGCGGGCGGCCUCCUCCGGCGCCUCCCUCCCUUCGCUGCGGCUCAUCAGGCUCUCGAGCCCGGGGGCGGCCUGUAGCGCGCGGCGCCCGCUCCGGACCGCGCGUCUUCGGACCUUAAGGAGAACAUGCAUUCUGCUUGGACUGUUUGAAAUUCUUAGUUUGGGGUCCCCGCUCGCUUGCUUUUUCCGCCCCGCGGAUCUUCUGAGGUUUUUUUUUUUCCCUCUCUCUUUUUCAUUUUCUCCCUCGGGGCUCUUUUGUAAACCCCCCCCCCCUUUAUGUUCGCCCAGUCUUCCACCCGCUUCUGAGUAGUGGGGGAGGGUUUCGGCCUCGAGGUUCCCGCCCCACCGGGGCCCGGGCGAACAUGGGGGGCAAGCAGAGCACGGCGGCUCGCUCUCGGGGCCCCUUCCCGGGGGUCUCUACCGAUGACAGCGCCGUGCCGCCGCCUGGAGGAGCGCCCCACUUUGGGCACUACCGGACGGGCGGCGGGGCUAUGGGGCUGCGCAGCCGCUCGGUCAGCUCGGUGGCGGGCAUGGGCAUGGACCCCAGCACGGCCGGAGGGGUGCCCUUUGGCCUCUACACCCCAGCUUCCCGCGGGACCGGCGACUCAGAGAGAGCGCCAGGCGGCGGAGGGUCCACGUCGGACUCCACCUAUGCUCAUGGCAAUGGUUACCAGGAGACAGGCGGCGGUCACCAUAGAGACGGGAUGUUGUACCUGGGCUCCCGAGCCUCGCUGGCGGAUGCUCUACCUCUGCACAUCGCACCCAGGUGGUUCAGCUCGCACAGUGGUUUCAAGUGCCCCAUUUGCUCCAAGUCUGUGGCUUCUGAUGAGAUGGAAAUGCACUUUAUAAUGUGUCUGAGCAAGCCUCGCCUCUCCUACAAUGAUGACGUGCUGACUAAAGAUGCGGGUGAGUGUGUGAUCUGCCUGGAGGAGCUGCUUCAGGGGGACACGAUAGCCAGGCUGCCUUGCCUGUGCAUCUAUCACAAAAGCUGCAUAGACUCCUGGUUUGAAGUCAACAGAUCUUGUCCAGAGCACCCUGCUGACUGACCCUGCUGGGCUGGCUUGCUGACUCCUCUCAAAGGUGAGCCCAUACUUGGUGGGGGCUCUGGGCUUACAGAAUCAAGUUUCUGGGCGCUGGGGAGAGGGGCCAGGCUGCCUGAUAUACACCUCUCCAAGAAGAAUGCAGUGAGCAGUUCCCAGGAUGUGGAGGGAUUGAUUUUCCUGGGGAAACACAAGAGAGGGACCGUAGCCCCUCAUGAAGAACUCAGUGCAAAGGUAGACUCCACUCCUUUCCCUGAGGAAAGGCAGAGGAUCCCCUGCAGAGUGCAUGGGCUGAAGCAAGGGAGCCCAGUCGGGCUCUGCAGCUGUCUCCUACUUGCUCACCUCUCGGAGGCUCCCGAGGCUCUGUUUCUUUAGAAAUGGGAGAAUCCCUAAACAGAGGCUGUGGAACGUCCACUGUCCACUGCCCAGUGCUUGUCUGAGAUCUUUCCACUGCUGUUCUUCCACUUGAGGGCUCCGGCCACACUCAGCCCUCCCGUCCACUGCACAGUGUCACAGUAGCAGCAGCCAGCACGACAGCUCCUCCCACACGUGCUCAUCUCCUCCCCCGCACCUGUUCACCUGCUGACCCCUCUCCAGCCCCCACCUGUGCUUUCCGAGGUCUAUGCUGGCAUACUGUCUUUUUCUCUUUCUCCCCCCACCCUUGGCAAUCAGAACAUAAGUCCCAGAAAAACAAUAGCCCAUUUCUACUUCAUUUCACAUCCAAAGAUUUGGGGGGAUUGCCUUUCUUCUCUUUCUCUCCUUGUUCUGUUUUCUUUUGUUAGGUUUAUUUUAUUUAUUCCAAGUAAAUGCCCAGACCAGCUGACGGUGUCAGGCAAAUCAGGGACAUUUGCUCUUUUUACCUUCACCUCAAAAUCUGAUGACAAGGGGAGAAGACAAAGCAAGGGUGAGAGUGAGGCAGGGGACUGGACCCUGGCUUCAGAAUGCAGGUCCAAAUGGCCCACAUGAUGUUUGGCUUCCGGGGCCUUCCUGGACUGAACCAGACGCCCCGGCCGACCAGCCUGCCCUCAGAGGGACACGCUGCUGCCACCGUGAGAUAGAGCAGCAGCUCUCGGCCAGAUGGAGCACGGCUGACUUCUUCCGACCCACACAGGGACAGACAGCCCUGUUCCUGGGAGGAGGCUCCUCGGACACUGCACAGAGCUGAGCUUGGGACACCAGAGGGAACAGGGCACCCCUUCUGCACUGACUUCCAGAAAAUGGUCCUCCCUCCUCCCUGAGGACACCAACUGGAUGAAUGCGAGCCUGAGAGAAGAAUGAAUUGACCUCUAUCCUUCCCCUCACCAUCAACCCAGGAGGGAAAGGGCAUUUUCUUUUUCACCUUUGAAAGGCGUUGUGGGUCUGUCUUUAAAGUGUUUACAACAACAAAAAAUUAUAUAAAAAAAAGUCUAGUGUCGACUGGUGUUUUCCCUCGUGAUGUUUACAGAUUGCUGUUUGCUGCCCAGCUAAAACCCACUCAGUGACAGAACCAAGCAUAGCCAUGUCUUCACUGCUAGCACUCUGAGAGCGGGUGGGCACUCGGUCACUUCCUUCGCCCAACACCCCACUUGACUCUCUGUCAGUAACCUUUCUACUUUGGGGAUUUUUUUGUUUUCUUGUUUUUCUGUCCCAUCUUUCUGGCUUCGUUUUGCACUUUUCUCCUCUUAGUACCCUGGUACCUUGAUUUCCUUGCCAAAAAAAGAAAAGGAAGAUGAAGAAGAUGAAGAAGAGCCCAUCACGGAUGCUUCCCCUUCCAAUCCCAUGUCUUUCCUGCCUUUCCUCCUGGAUCUGGUCCAAUCAGAGGAUUUAACAAUCACAAAUACACUGAAAAAAAGCCUGGACAUUUUUCUUAGGCCCUUGUGGUUUUGUUUUGUUUUCCCUUGAGAAAACAUGAGACUUAUUUAAAGGAACAUGUACUGCUCCCUGUUUUCAGGCACACUGAGAACAUUUUAGCCAUUGAUAUUCACACGUGGCAUCAGCCCAUGCAGGAUAGAUUUCUGUAUUUAUAUAUUCAAAUACAAAAAAAAAAAAACCUUAUAAAAUAUUUUAAAAAUGUUCAAAGCUCGGGAGAAAAGCUUUUCAUCAGUCAAGGUGUUUUGAUAUGGUAUUAAAAUAAUAUCUAUAAAAGAUACACUGUGUGAUCUUAUUUUAAUGAAGUGUUGUACACAGUCAAGGAGUAGAGGGCAGAGACCAGUUCCCUCUGUCUACCUCCCCAGCACAGCACUCUCUUAGCACCUGGAGUGGCUCUUAGCCACACCUGGGCCGAGGCUGGCCGAUGGAGGCUCGGUAUGGCUUUCAAGUUUAUGAAUUCUUAAGUAAUUGUCAGUCUACUGUCAUUGCUGAUUGUGAGGGAAUGUUUCUGGGAAGAUAGUCAGAGGCAAAGAUCUUGCAGUCAUCAGUUGCUGCAAGGAUGUGGGCACCUCCAGGUGCCAGCCCUGCCCACCCUUCACAGCCUCUGCUCCCCGUCUUGUAUUCAGCUUGCCCCAUGCUCCAUCCACAGCUCAGUGCUGACUCAUGGGCAUGCUUCGCUGAGGCCCAGAAAGAGGCCUUGUUUUGGAGCUGUGCCAGCUCACAGUGUCUGAACCAGAACCAGCCACUCAGCUCAUAAACGUUGGCAAAUUGCAGGCUGGGCAGGAAACUCAGGGCAGGGGCGGCAGUGCAAACCUGCCCCGUCUCCUAGCCAGGUUCCAGGAGUUGCAUUUCAGGGCCUCCUGCAGAGCCAGCUAAGGAAAGCUCUGGAGGGAGAUGGCUACAUAUCUGUGCCAUGGCCAUUUCCAGACCUGCCCCUUGUACUGCUGCCUCAGGGCCCAGUCCCAACAGGCCCUCAAAUUUGGACUAUGCUACCAUUCUUGGUCUGAGGUCACCUAGCCUCAGAUGCCUCCUGAAGUACCUACUCAGUGCGGACAUUGUCGGCCAGUGGGCACGUGCGAGCCCAGGCAGGCAGGCAGGCUCAGAGAGCUGAAUGCUUUAGAGUCUGAGUGUUGAGACCUCGGGACCUGAGCUGUGAGCACUGUUAAUACUAGAAACUACAUUGUCUAUGCUGGGGCAUUUUACUUCCUGGCAGAAUGGUGAGGCAGUAACUUCAUCUGAACUUGAUUCCUUGCAUGUGAAGUGGGGACACAGUGAUGCAGCUCAGAGUGAGGGUCAGGGAUCUGCCCCAAAGGCCUGGCACAUACACAGCAGGCUUCCUUGUAGCUUUGUCACUGCAAAGGGCACUGUUCUAUCCCCAGCACCUCCAGCUUCUGCCUGGCAACUGUGUCUCCCUGUUCUAUAUAUAAUCCUACCAGCAGAACUGGCAGGGCAGGGCCCAGCCCUGAAAGCAAUCUCCUUGCCUGACCUCUGGGCCUGGAGACAGGCUUCAUGUGCCCACCUUGGCUAUGUGAGCCCAGCUGCUUUGGCGGAGCUGUGGCUGAGUCCGGUGGUUGAGUUGGUUGGGGCAGCGCUGGGCCCCACUCCGGGUGCUAUUCUAGGCUCUCUAGGCGGUGCUCAUCUCAUCCCCAGUGACUUCCGCCCCCACCCGGCACACCAAAGCCCUCUGUUGGCUGUCACGUCCACUGGAUUUGGACCCAGAUUGUUGGUGCCUGGUGUGAGGGUGGAAUAGGCUUGUCUGGGCUUCCCAGGUGGCACUUGUAUUUGUCACCUGCCAUCCAGACCACUCUCUAGAACCCUCUGUUGCUCCUGCUCUGCCUUUCUAAGAGGGAGGAAAAUAUGGAAGAGCCAAAAGAUGGGUUCUUCCCCUUUGCGCCAGGAGCCCAGAAGGCCUUCUGAGAGCUCCAGGAGCCCCUUUUGGAAACCGCCUAUCUAACAGCCAUUUAAUAGUAUUGAAGCUCAUAGGAGAAUGUCCUUCUUAGGAGAUAGAUGCUGAACUAUAUAGUUGAGUGAUUUCAAGCAAUGUAUAAUCUAACUCCAAAUGGUUCCCCC